This is a messenger RNA of Hordeum vulgare subsp. vulgare (domesticated barley), 1258 nucleotides long. Its product is annotated as zinc finger CCCH domain-containing protein 37-like. The coding region runs from base 129 to 965 and encodes 278 amino acids. The record is from RefSeq and is a predicted model, not a curated record. Gene Ontology annotation, molecular function: metal ion binding. Lineage: Eukaryota; Viridiplantae; Streptophyta; Magnoliopsida; Poales; Poaceae. The transcript has a single exon.
AUAAAGCGACGCGCCACCCGCCCCACGCCCUGCUCCCUCACACCAGCACCACCCCCGCCGCCGGUUGCUGUCACGGCGUCUCCUCCCCCUCUCUCUCCCUCUCCCUCCUUGACGAGACAAAGACAGCCAUGGCGAGCCACGCCCACGAGCACGGCCUGCUGCUCGACCCGGCCGCGCUGGCCUACUCCUGGGCCGCCGAGCCGGAGUUCCCGCCGCAGCUCCUCGCCGCGCUGGGGGAGUACCUCUCCUCCUCCUCCUCCUCCACCAUCGGAGCGCGCGGCGGCGAGGGGGGCCACCAGUCCGCCCCCGAGGUCGACGCCGAGGCCGACGCGGAGGCGGAUGACGAGUUCAUGAUGUACGAGUUCAAGGUGCGGCGGUGCGCGCGCGCGCGGAGCCACGACUGGACGGCCUGCCCCUACGCGCACCCGGGGGAGGCCGCGCGGCGCCGGGACCCGCACCGCGUCGCGUACGCGGGCGAGCCCUGCCCGGACUACCGCCGCCGCCCGGGCGCCGCGUGCCCGCGCGGGGCCUCCUGCCCGUUCGCGCACGGCACCUUCGAGCUCUGGCUCCACCCGUCCCGCUACCGCACGCGCCCGUGCCGCGCCGGCCUGGCCUGCCGCCGCCGCGUCUGCUUCUUCGCGCACGCGGCCGGGGAGCUCCGCGCCGCCCACAAGGGGGGGCCCGACUCGCCCCUGGCGCUCUCGCCCAAGUCCACGCUCACCGCGCUCUGGGAGUCGCCCCCGGUGUCGCCGGUGGAGGGCAGGAUGAGGUGGCUGGACCUGGACGCCAUAGACGACGCCGCCGCCGCCGACGCCGAGGUAGAGGAGAUCAUGCUCGCAAUGCAGCAGCUCAGCUUCGCCAAGGCAGCAGCACCAUCCGCGUCCUCCGGAACGACGCAGGCGCUGCCGCCGGUGACGGAGGACGACGGGCCGGACCUGGGGUGGGUGACGGAGCUGGUCAUGUGAUCAAGGAGAAGAUCAUCGAAGCCCCAGCAGCAAGCAAGACAGCAGCAGCUUCAGUAAUUAAUUAAUUAUUAAGCAACCUAUUAAUCCUACCGAACUGGAUGCAUCAUUCUUCUGUACAUAAACAAGCGCGUAUGGUGCAAGCUGAAUACAGCAAAGAAUUGUAGUACUCCCUUUUAAUAUAUUUUUUACGAGACCAUCAAUGGUUUUGGAUUACCCGAUUAAAUGAGUGUAAUGCAUGGGCUAGUAGCCUCCCCCUGUUUCGUGAUGAAUAAUAUCAUUUGAUGUACUUCCAA